AUGGCGAGGAUCCCUCAUGUUCUCGGUGGUCUUUCUUUCCCCGAUGAGUGGACCAUAGCCAUGCUCGGCGUUUGCCAAAUGGAUUAUAUCGCUGUCUCCAGCAAGCUGGAUUAUCAAAGGUUUGCCUCGGACAUCCACUCUCUUCUUCCCAAAGCUUCUGAGCUUCGUUCCUCGGCCGUGAGCUGUGCUUUAUGCGCCUUCAUCUUCAGAAAUGUCAGCCAGUUUCCUCCCCUGUCUCCUCAGGUGUCUCAGGGGUUACUGGGCACAGCCGAUGCCCCCAUCGAAAUCAAGGUGUGGCGCGGAUUGUUGCAGCCGGGCCAGUUCAGAAUUCAUUCCUGUCUUAUCAAGAUUGAUGACGAAGAGAGGUUUCGUGCGACAUGUUGGCUGUUUACCAACUGGGAAGAUGCCGACGGCCGCUCUGGCCAGGUAUUCUCAAACCCACCUGCUCCCCCAGGGUCCGUAGCUUCGUUGGCAUGGUUGCAAAAGCAACUGCACCACUGCCUGUCUAACCACGAGGAAUGCAAGAAAGGCAUUGCAGGUGAAGACUGUGAUGUCAUCCACCUCGUUGAGAGUGGAGGGCCCCAAGCUGUUUAUAACGCGCUCAGCUACUGCUGGGGACCUCCGGAUCAGAGGCUUCUUCGCACCACAGAUAACAACCUGCAGCAACACAAAGAAGAGAUUGCGAUGGAAAGUCUGGCAAAGACAUAUCGUCACGCCAUCGAGGUCACACGCCGCCUUGGAAUACGGUAUAUGUGGAUUGACGCCCUAUGCAUUAUUCAAGGGAAUGGUAGCGAUUGGGAGCACGAAUGUGAGCUCAUGGGCCAAUACUACCAAUACUCUGAGAGGGCGCAUCCUGUAAUCGCUGCAUCUGGGGCAGAUAGCCCUGCGAAGGGGUGCUUUUCUCCCUCACCCAAGCUUGGAUGA
This is a messenger RNA of Aspergillus heteromorphus CBS 117.55, 924 nucleotides long. RefSeq lists its product as uncharacterized. The record is from RefSeq and is a predicted model, not a curated record. Lineage: Eukaryota; Fungi; Ascomycota; Eurotiomycetes; Eurotiales; Aspergillaceae. The transcript is spliced from 3 exons. Bases 1 to 924 code for a protein of 307 amino acids.